Lytechinus pictus (painted urchin) is the source of this 7629-nucleotide messenger RNA. RefSeq names its product tropomodulin-1-like. Lineage: Eukaryota; Metazoa; Echinodermata; Echinoidea; Temnopleuroida; Toxopneustidae. The record is from RefSeq and is a predicted model, not a curated record. The transcript is spliced from 10 exons. Gene Ontology annotation, molecular function: tropomyosin binding. Gene Ontology annotation, cellular component: myofibril; cytoskeleton. Gene Ontology annotation, biological process: myofibril assembly; pointed-end actin filament capping; actin filament organization. Bases 308 to 1381 code for a protein of 357 amino acids.
CUACUGCGCGUGCGCAGUGAUUGUAUGUGUCAUCAUUUUGCAUUCUGCACGGUGAAUGCCGAAUCUCAAUAGGCGUUUUCCUGCAUCGAGGUAUCUGCUGCUGCAUGCAUCACGGCCCGCUUGUGCCCGCACCGUACCCGUGCCCCGAAAUCAAACCAACGACCCGUAUACUUCCCUGGCGCUGGUUUGGACCCGUUCGCAAGCUCUUAUCAAAAGUAGGGAGACCAACACAUGAAAUCUUUCCACCUACGAAGGAGCUGAGCACAAAAGAUACAUUUGCAAGGAAUUAUAACAGAAAAUUGCGAAGAUGGCAGAUUUAAAGAACGAUUACAACAAAUAUGCAGACAUUGAUGAAGAUGAGAUUCUUAAGAAUCUCACAGAAGAACAGCUGGAGGAGCUUGCAUAUGAAUUAGACCCAGAUAAUAAUAUGCUACCAGCAUCAGAGCGUCAGCGACCUCAAACUAAGAAAGCUCCCACAGGAGACUUUAGUAGACAAAAACUUCUUGAUUUUCUGGAAAAGAAAGCAAAGGAAGAAAAGGAUUGGGACGAGAAAGUACCCUACAAUCCAGGCCAGAAAAGAGGUAAAGUGUAUGAGAAGAAGGAGGAUAAAAAGAAAGAUGAAGAAAAGACCAAUGGGAACAGAAAACAAGAAGAAUGGGAGAAUGAAUUAGAGGGUGCUACAGAAGAAGACCUUGUGGAAUUAGCAGGUAUUCUGGGGUUACACAGUAUGCUUGAUCAAGAACAAUAUGCAGCAUCUCAACGAAGUGUAUUAGGCGAUGACAAAAUUGUAGGACUUGAUGGGGAAAGAAUGAAAUUUUCAGCUGUCACGAAAGCUAGCCUUCCCAAAGAUUUUACAAUGGAACCCCCUAACACUACAGAUGUUGAAGGCUCAAUCAAGAAGCUGAAGGCAAACGAUAAAGAACUCAAAAAUCUCAAUCUCAAUAACAUCAAGGAAAUCAAACUGGAUGUUAUCAAGGAAGUAUUUGCUGCAGCAGGAGACAACACAGUACUUGAAUCCCUCAGCAUGGCUAGCACUGGUUUAGCAGAUAAAGCAGCAGCAAUGGCUGCUGAGGUAAUCAAGAAGAAUUCAACAUUGAAGUCAAUGAACCUGGAAUCAAAUUUCAUCACCAGUGAAGGCAUGAGUAUACUCUGCAAAGCUCUGGCUAACAACACAUCAUUGACUGAAUUCAGAGUAGCAAAUCAGAGAUCAAUGAUGGGAAGUAAAGGAGAACAGGAAUAUGCCAUCAUGUUGGAGAAGAAAAACAAGACUCUUCUAAAGCUGGGUUUGGCCUUUGAGCAUGCAGGACCUAGGUCAAUGGCACAAGAUGCUCUCAUGAGAAACAAUGAAGCAGUGCGUACACAGAAAUCAGGGAAGAAGUGAAACUGGUUAUAACAUGUGUUAACAUGUCACAAUCUCUAAGUGACUUCCUCUGCUAUAAAUGUAGACUUCAUCUCAUAGAACUCUUACUCAAAACUCAGUUCCUUUCACUUGUGUUUGUGUGUUGGGUGGAGGGAUUUUCUCCUGCUGGACAACAUCUGCUGGAUAUCUGCAGUUAGUCUGUUAUGAAACCAAUGGAGAUGAAGGAAACCUGUAAAUACACUCUUUAAGGUGCCCAUGUUUAUGAAAUAUUCUUGAAGUGAUGAUUCUGAAUCUCCAAUUUUUUUCUAGCUUCAGCAAAAUAAAAAAGAUAAGUUUGAUUAUUUCUAAUACUUCCUUUACUUGUAUUUUUUUGCUAUCAGUUUGAAAUUUACCAGUAGACGUCAUGUUCAAUUAUUUUGUUCAAAUCCAGAGUUAGGUUUGCUGUAUCUUUUUAUUUCGGAAUUAAAAUUGCAUUUUUGUUGAUUUGAUUGUUAUUUUGUUUGUAUUCAAAAGAAUUUGAUAGUUGAUGAAAAUAGCCAUCAUUUGGUUUUUAAGUGUAAUGGUAAAAUUGUGUUUCCAUCAUUUCAUUGUCUAAUGAAAUCUAAUUGUAAGAGUACACACAAACACACUCUUACAAUUCCUAUCAUAAGCAUCUGUGAAAUAUGUUUUAUGUUGAAAGGGAACACUUGCAAACAAGAAUAUUCCCAUAUAUCUUGACCAAGAGUCACUUCAUGUAAAACUUUAUUAGGUACUUGUAGAUUCAAUAAUGUUUCAUUUUGGGGAUAUUUUCCCCUAUCGAAGUGGAAUCUUUCCCAGGGAAGGUUACAAAUUCAAGGUGCACUAAUGAGGGAAGGACAUGGCAGGUGUUUUUUUAUAUAGCAAUCAAGCAUCUUAAAUGGAUUUUUUUGUGUGUAGUUAUGAGGCAAGCCCAGGGAAUAGACCAAGUGUACAUGCAGUACUAAUUUGUACAAUAAAAGAAUCAGAAGUGAUACAAACAGCGACAUUGUGACAAUAUUUUUUAGCAGCAGAAAUAUUAAUACAUGUAUGUGACAAAUAAUCUUUGAAGGUCAUUUUGAGCUUGUUCAUGGCCUGAUCCUUGACUGAGAGUAUAUUUGUUACUGCUCUAUACAUGGACAUGCAUGUACACCUAGUGCCUGUAACAAAAGGUGUAGUGCUUGAUCUUACCAUUGAUUUAUAUGUUUGAUUGCACAUAAUGAUCAAUGCAAUCAGGCAUAAAACUCAGCCCUAAGAUCAAUCGCUAAGCUUUGUGUAACCUAGUACUGAGUUUGUUUUCCCCAGGCUUGCUGUUUUUAUAAAAGUGCAAUUAAUAUAAGAUGCUAUGUUAUUCUAAAGUAUUAAGAGAGUUGCAUCUGCACCAUUUCGUACAUCCUCAUCCUGGAAUUAUUUUAUUGAGUAGCGAUACGCAAAUCAGGUCUUGAUAAUUGCCUGUUUUUAAUUUGUCGUAAUUAUAAAAAUCAUUGGGCCCCUUGCGUAUAUGACAAGUAAUGGAUGUGAUAUGAAAAAUAAUGUAGUGUAGGUCAAUAUUUUUUUAGUUACUGAAAUAUUACUUUUAAAGUAGCAGUGGUUCUUUACUAUCACUUUAAGUUAAUAUGUUAAUGUAGUGAGAUCAGGGGCCCAUCUCACAAAGAGUUGCGAUCAAUCACAACUAUGGAAAGCCAGCAAAAUCAACAUAUAAAAUGCAUGUUUGUUCAACAAUUUUUCUAGAUAUGAAUGUAUAUCCAUAAAAUUCAUUGAUUUCUUGACAAUUUGGUGUGUUAUUAUUUGUUUACAAAGGACAUUUUGCAAAUUUCCUGAGAAAAAAUAUGACACUGAUGGAUUUCCAUAGAGUUGCGAUUGAUUAGAUUAAUUGUAACUCUUUGUAAGACGGGGCCCUGAUUUGUAUGGUGCUGCCAUGCUAGUAUGAUUAUAUGAAGAACGUAUUAGAGCAUUUUAUACAAAUUUGCCCAUAAUCAAAUUAUUUGAUCAGAUUUUAUAACAUGCAAAAUGAAAUGAAGGAGGCAAUUUUGCUUUUUAUUUUAAUCCUUGCCGUGCCAACCCAAUUUUAAAUUAUGUGAUAUCCAAGUAUAAUCAUACAUGUAUUUAUCAGAUCUACAUUAUAAUCUUCAUCCCACCUAGGUGUCUUGUGGGAAUCUAUCUCUACUUAAAAAGAUUAGAGAAAACAGAAAUGCAUACUUCUGUUAUUGCUUUGUGUCAAUGUACCCAUUUUAGAAACUUUGUACUACUUAUAAAAGCCAUGGUAUAUUGGACAUCGUGAUAAGUAAAAACAGUAUAUGAAAAAGGGAAAGUUACUUCAACUUGCAAACUGUAUUCAUUAUAUUCAUUAAAUGGUGAUUAUUUAACACUAGAUGAUAUUCAAUUGAGAGGCUUUAAGAACUAGGUAUAUAGAUUUUGUAGAGUGAUUUAUUGUAUUUUAUUCAGCAUUUUAGGUAGAAAUGAGUGGCGUAGCACUAUAAAUAUUAGCACUUCCCAUAAGUCCAUAUUUUGCAUACUAUCAUGCAAAAUGACAUGAAAAUCAUUUCAAUCAGAUUUUUAUUUUUAUUUAGUUCAAAGUAUAGUGAAAGGUAUUGUAAAUAAACAAUUGUCAUUCAUCAAUAUUGUAUUUGUUUAAAAAGAUGGAUCUUAGAGCACGCCUUUGGCUCCUUGGUGAUUAUAUACCAGCAUUGUACAAGUUCCAUUGACAGUUUUACCCAUAGCCUAUGUCACUGUACAAAACAAAUAGGAAUUGGAUAAUUCUGUAGUCACAAUCAUUUUUAAAGGCAACACUCCUAUUAGAGCAAUUGCUCUAAUAAUAUCUAGAGAUAACACCAUGAAUGUGCUUCAUUAAAUAAUUGAGAUGACCAUAUUUAGAAGUUCAUUGGAGUCUGGAGUAUGAGAGUGCUUACGUAGACAAUUACAUGAGCUUUCAUUACAUCCUUCUUAUGGGUUUUAUGCAAAUAACGUUGAAGGUGUGCUCUUUUGCCGAAUAACUUUCAUUUUGAAAUGAUUCAUCUUUGAAAGCAACUGCCAAUCUGUUUAGAUUAAUUGUGUAGGAAUGUUACCUUAUCAACUCGCUGUUAGUCUUAUUUUCUACUAUGUUUGUUAUUUGUGAUAGAUGUGAUAACAGAAAAAGCUUGUGCUAUUAGUGGUGAGUGCACCAAUGGAAUAUCCCAAAACAUGUGGGUUUUUUUUAUGUACCACUGGUACAGAUUUAUAUAAAAAUAUUAAUUUCUAUUGUGUGAAGUAAUACCCUUUCUGUUAAUACAGGAAUCCAUAGAAUCAUUCAAAAUAUCAGACUCUUCUUGGAUUGAAUCAUAGCAAAGAUAAGUCGUCAUCGUUGUGGAUUAAAUAUUAUUGGCUGAUGCUAGAAUGGGUAAACUAAGCCAGAAAUGAACAUGAUUACAGUAUCUUGCAGAACCAUGUCAUUGAUGAAUUAACCAUGUUAAUGUGCCAUUAAAAUGUUUUAUGUUUUGUAUAUUCCAUGUAAAUUGUUUGUACAAAGUCAGAUUAUUUCAUUUAUGAUUAGCCAUUUAGCUAUCAGAUUAUUCUCUUUUCAACUCUUUAUGAAUUGCAUGAUUUUUAAAGCUCUGCCUUCUGCCCUAGGUUGCCAAUAGAAAUUUUCAAAAGAGAAAGGAAGCUUGCAAUUAAUUGACCAAUAUCAUCCGGUCUGAUGCCUUAGUAGGUUUUAUGAUAUAUUUGCAAGUGACUUCAAAUCUUGUGUGCAUGUACUACUUAUUUCAUAUUUAGCAGAAUGUAGGAUUAUUUUAUUGUAGUAAGAUCAGUACUAUAUGUGGUAUAUUCAGGUUUUUAUGAUUAGGUACAUUCUCUCCUUGCAUGAACAUUUUAUUUAGGUGCAAUUCGAUAGAAGUAUCUUUUGGGAGGUGGUUUGGUAGAAUGUCAUAACAUGGAAUAUGUGAAAAGUGAUAAAUAUAUCAUUUUGCUUCUCCGAGUCAUCUUGCACUUGCAUAGAGUACCAUGAAAUUUCUAAGCUUGUUGUGGGUAUAUUGGAAUAGCUGUUCACAUGACCAGGAAAAGGGAGCAUUCUUGUUUAUUCAUGUAUCCUUGAAUAACCCUCACUUUAUGCAACUUCAAAUUGAUAUCAAAGUGCUGGCACAUGAUGCUUGAAUUCAAAUUCAAGCUCAUAGAUCGCCUAUAUUGUUCCAUUCUAUUAUAUCAGUGAGGCAUCAAGAAAUAAUUGCUUAUUAAUAGCCAAGGGAUAUUCUUUUAAACAAAUACUUGGCACACAGCAAAUACUGCCAAGUAUGUUAUUUGUUGAGCCACAAUCUACUAGCAAAAAGACGAAAAGGGUAAAAACAAAAAUGUUCAUUUGCAUAAUACUUAGUCAAUAUUUAUAAUUUGAUGAUGAUGAACAGCAUUUGUAUAGCACCAUUCAGUAAAACAUUCAAAGACACCAGCUCCCCACACAUUGUUCUCCCAGUUUGAAGUGCUAGAUAUGGUUGUUAAGGAACCUUACUCAAGAGUAAGGGAAUAACUUUCAUACUUAUUUCUUACAUAAAAGACAUAAUCUAGAAGGGAGCUUCUGUGCUUUGUAAUGCGUGUGUGGUAAUAUUAUCAUGUAUGUUAAUAUGAUCAUGUUGUCAAUGAUUUACAUGAAUAUUUGAAUCAAUCUGUAAGUAUGUGUAUUGUUUACUGGUGAUGGAAUGUUUUUCCUGGCAUGAUAUUUGAUGAAUGCCAGUAUACUUUAGGGAAGACUCAAGCAUUUGCAGAAAUAGCAUGUUUUUAAUACUUUCAGGAAUCAUUUUUCAAACAUCUGAGCUGCAUUCAUAUAGUAUACUCAAUCAGCAUAUUUUCAACUUCUACAUACACAUACAUGUACAUAUGAGACUUCGAUCAGAUUCGUUUACGUAAAGGGGAUUAAAGCUGGCAACUAUUAGUCAAAGCCAUCUAAAUAUUUCUUUUCUGUACAUCCUAUGUACUUGUACACGGCUUUAUGAAUGUCCCAGACUACUUGCUCUGACCUUUAUUCAUCUAUGUGCAAAUGUGUAAAGGAAAGACAUAGUUGGCUUUGCAGUUAUCAGCUGUAACCCACUUUAAUCGUGAAAGUCUGUUGAUAGUUGCAACACAGAUGUUGGGGAGUACUGAAGCAAUGGCAUCAUAAAAAAUAUAUAUUGUGGGGCAUUUUAGCAUUUUCGAUACCAUGUCUUUUUUUUUUGCAGGUGUUUCUGCAUUAAUUAAAAAUAUAUGAAACACAGUAAUCAUAAUGAAUAUAAAUAAAUACAAAAAUAAAUGAAGGAAUUACAAAUUGUGACGAUUACAUAAUAGAAGAAUAAUUUACAUAGAUAUACAAGUAAACAAUGAUAUAUAAAAUAAAAUGCAGUGGCCAACUAUCGUAAGCAAAAUGCUCGAGAGAAUAGCAGCCAGAGAAAGGUACUAGAGCUCGAAGAAAACACAUCCAACAGCCCAGAUUUAGUGGGAGUCAGUGUAUGAGGGCCCUUAAAAUGUGGCUACAUGAAUACCCAAUAUUCUGUAUUGAAAUUGGUGUAAAGUGGUUGGGUUUCAACUAGUUAUGAGCCAGGUCAAUUUACACUGAUUUCAUUGGGACUAAUUAGGUAUUCAUUUGGUCAUACCCAGAACCAAUUUGAAUGGUCAUAUUUGGUGUGCAGAAGUUUUUAAUCAUAUGCUAUUGAUAUAUGGUCAUGUAAAUGCUGACCUGCAAAGAAAAAUAAUGAAUGACACCACACUAUAGUACUUCUGGAUUUUACUAUGUGUCUUAAUUAUAUUGUAUGACCUGUUUUGUUAUGUUUUUUUUAAUUAUAUUUCACAAAAUUGUGUUGACAGCACUUCAUUUUCUGCCCAUUUUCUGAAAAUGCUUGACUCUAUCUUGAACUACCAGUACCUGUACAUAAUAAACCCUUUCUAUAUGAGCAUUUGAUCGGUUUGUUUGGAGAUUGUAGUAGAAAUCUAAUUUAUUUCAUUCUAAGAAGGUGCACAAACUAUGUUAUGCUGCCAGGUAAUAGAAUCUAUUCUUCACAUAAUUACUGCAUUGUAUUCCCUAAUUUCCUGUUAAAGAGUAAUGUAAAAAUAUUAAUUAGAGGUUAUCAUAAUGAACCGGUGUAACCACAGAGUUGGCAGUUGUAGAAUAUUACUUAAAAUCAAUUUGAAAUCAGUGUGAAAUAAAAACAUGAGUGAGAAUGUUGUAUGAUCUUUAUUACUUCCAGUGAUUUUCAAUGUGCAUCGGAUUCAUUCAUGUUUGUAUAUGUAAUGAACUUUGAUUAAAUUACUGUAUUAAAUGUAGAUUAGACCAUUGAUAA